AACCUCCAUCUCCAAUAUUCAAACAAUCAACAAAGAAUAAUGGCCAAAGUUCAUCCUCAAGAACAAGAAUCCACAACAUCUUCUCAGUCUCAUGAUGAUCAGUGUGUCAGUAAUAAGAGAGAAAGAUAUACAGUAUGGAUGAAAUCACUUGUUCUUCACUCAAAUGGUUGCACUGUGUAUGAUUCAAAUGGUAACAUAGUUUAUAGAGUUGACAACUAUGACAAAAAGGGUGGAAGAGAAGUUAAUCUCAUGAAUCUAAAAGGAAAUGUUAUCUGCACCAUCAGAAAAAGAUUACUAGCUCUUGGAUGUUGGGAAGGACACAAAUACUGCAACAAUUCCGAUUCUAGAAGUCAGGAGGAGCAACCAUGGUUUCAUGUUAAAAGAUAUCUCACAGGGAAAACAGCUUGCGGGAUUAAAGUUGGGUCCCAAAAUUUGUGCAUAGAAAAUAUCAGUAUUGGAAAAUCAUUUGGUUUUCGAAUAAUAAACAAAAACGGACAAAUCAUAGCAGAGGCAAAGCAAAAACAGUCUUCUUCAGGGAUUGUUCUGAGUAAUGAUGUUCUAACGUUGGAUUUGGAAGCUGGGACAGAUCAUUCUCUUAUAAUGGCUUUGAUUACAGUAUACGGACUCAUAUGCGGAAAAAUGUAGAUAUUAAUUUCAUAUAUGACAGAUCAUAUACUCAAAACAAUUCAUAUGUAGAACAUAUAUAGUGUAAAUUUUUGAAGAAUUGUAAUCAGUGUUAGGCACAAUUUUGUAUUAAAAAAUUAUAAGCAUCAUCAAGAUAUAUAUUUUUUUUACCGAAGCUUCAUCAGGAAUAAAUCAUGUCUUUUCUGUUAUGCUUUUCAACAUGUGCUAAUCUCUAUAACUUGGUUGUGCUAUUGUAUGCGGGGAAGACUUUUUGAAUGGUGAAGAUUUGUGCUGGAUCUCCAGUAACGGGAGAGGAUUCAGAUCUGAAUAUCAGGCAUUUAAUUAGUUUUGAGUAGAAUUGUUACUCAUUCACAAUUUAAUUACUACAAUACAUCUCUUAAGCAACUUGGUUAAAAUGAAUUUUAAAGUAAAGAUAGAUUUGAAAGGUUAACU
Messenger RNA from Vicia villosa (hairy vetch), 1077 nucleotides. RefSeq names its product protein LURP-one-related 4-like. Lineage: Eukaryota; Viridiplantae; Streptophyta; Magnoliopsida; Fabales; Fabaceae. The transcript has a single exon. The record is from RefSeq and is a predicted model, not a curated record. Bases 40 to 645 code for a protein of 201 amino acids.